GAUAAGCUUGAGCCAUGUGGUGAUGCCCCUGCGAUUGGAGGGCUGCUGAUGGGUGAGGCUGGCGUAAUAACAGGUCCGUUUGGAAACAUUGGAGAUUUUCCACUUCAAGGACAUAUAAUUAUAUUUACUGAUAGUGGAUCGGAAGGAAACACAUCCUCUUCUUCAUCUCCUUUCCCCCUUACGAAAGGAGGAAUUGAUUUGAAAUCAAUGCUUGAUAAUGCCAAUGGCAGUAUUACACUGUCUCUCUCGAGUACCGGUAUAAGUUUGGGAUCUUCACUUGAAGGAAUCGAAAUAUUUAACCACGCAGGAGUAGAAUCAGUUGUUCAUUCAAUAGUUAGAUUACAAACCAAAGUCUUUUAUGUUCAAAUUGGGAAAAAUCAGAAGAAUGCGAUAUUGGAACGUAUAGUGAAUGAAACGAAUGGGAAAAUAUUAGACACCAGAGAAAUGCAUCGUUUAUUACAGAUGACUAAAGUAAUGAUGAUUGCUGCCAGAAUAGCAUCCAAUAUUGUGUAUUCAGCCGACCAAAGUAAAGAGUCAAUAAAGCAACAAAUAAAAGAAGAAUCUGGUUCUGAUGAUCCCUAUAACGACUGCCUCGAUAUGGUGCUUGAAUUUGUAAAUCCAUUAAGCGUAGAGAAGAGACGGGGUAAAUAUACUGAAUUAACAUGUCGGUCUUUACAACUUGGUGAUAGAGUACGGCGUGGACCGGACUGGAGGUUUGGUAAUCAGGAUAAUCAUUUGGCUGGAACCGUCAUUGGACAAGAAUCGCAUGGUAUAGUCAAAGUUCAGUGGGAUAAUGGUGAUACCAAUAUCUACAUGCAAUGUGACGAAACUUGUACAUUUAGUCUGAGAAAGGUAGAUGAACCUAAAGUACUGGUUGAUGAGAUGAUUGCUGUUGGUUGCAGAGUUGUUAGAGGACAGGAUUGGAGAUUUGGUGAUAAAGAUGGUGGGGUUGGAAGUUUAGGGACUGUUUUAGACGUGAGACCAGAAGGAAAGGUUGUGGUGAGAUGGGAUUCUAAAAGAACAGGGCUAUAUAAGAUGGGAUAUAAUGGACGCUUUGAAGUUAAAGUACAUGGUGCACCUGUUAGGAGUAGGGGUAAAGUGAACGAACACCGAUCUGAAUAUAAAAGUAAACCCACCUCGGACAGUGAAUCAGAAGAUGCAUCAUUUCGAACAAGCUUCCGAACAACCGGAGACAAGACCACACCAGAACCAAAUGACUACGUUAUUCCAAUUUAUUCUGAUUCAACAGUGAGUGCCAUUUGGGAAUAUGAACAGGGCUCCGAGUGGAAAAGGUAUCCGAAUGAUAUCAAUGUAAAGAUUGAAAAGGCUUAUCAGAGAAAAAAGACAGGAAAAACAAUCAUCGAAAUGGAUCGAACAACAUAUCAAAUAUAUUUUCAAAGAAUGAUUCAAGAGAAUCCAAGUAAUAAGACAGAAAAAUCCAUCCGCAGAAAAGAUUAAGCUGGAAGAUAGUAAAAGACACACGUCGACAGAGAAUUGAACGUUAAUUUUUAUAAUUUUUCUUAUAAACCAAAGUUAUGAUGUCACUUGUAUAAUGUUGUAUAUAGUGUUAUCCGUAAAAUGAUAAAUAUAGAAUAAUGCAUUGCAAAAUCCGUAUCGCAUGCUGUAUCACCACGACAAACCAAUAUCAGUCCCGAGGGCCAAAGGUAUCGAGGGCUGAUAUUGGUCGAGUGGUGAUACAGCAUGCGAUACGGAUUUUGCCAUGUAAUAUUCUGUUUAUCAUAUAUUUCAAUAGAAUCAGAUUCUUGGGAUAUCCUUUUCUUAAUCGUCUGAAAUAAUAAGCUAGAAAAGACCAUUAUGAUGUUUCUUUAUUUUCCCAGCUGACUUGGUUUUUUUUAUAUAUAUACUUCCUUAUUUGUUUAAUAUCCACAUUGUAAUGUCCCCUAUGACCUUAUUACAUUCUCAAUACACGUUAGACCCUGUAUUAAAAUGCUAUACACUAACGAUACUGUCCUUUUUUUUCAACUAUACUAAUUAAUAUUAAUCGAAUAAAUAUCAUUAGAUGUAGAAAUUUUUAAAGUUUUAUAGUUUAUUUAGCAAUGAUAUUACUCAUUAUUAUUUUUAUUUUUUGACGAGGUGAACAGCAAGAAAAAUAUUUCCCGAAAAGUUUGCAAUCUAUUGUAACCAAAUUAGAAUCGUAAAAAUUUUGAAUUUGUGUUUGAUUUAUCAGGUAAUGAAAACGAAUUUUUGGGAAAAUUAUAACCAAAUAAACCCUUAUAAAACUAGUACUUCAGAUAUUUCUAAAUCUUAUCUUUUGGGGGAAUUCAUUGUUUCCUAUGCUAGAAAAUACUGGCCGUCAUAGAGCAAACGUUGACGUUACUUUAAUUAUGAAGUCACACCAGGUAUGCGAUACGGGUUUAGCCAUGCGAUACAGGGUAGGUGAUACAGAAUGGAAAAAAUAACCUUUAUUAGAUAUACAAAAUUGCUGUAUUUGUUCUUAAUAUAUGAUAAAUCAUGAGAAUGGUAUAAGAAAUAAUUUUCUCUUUCUUAAUCUCUAACUGAGGAAA
This is a messenger RNA of Mytilus trossulus (common blue mussel), 2525 nucleotides long. RefSeq lists its product as uncharacterized. The transcript has 13 exons. Gene Ontology annotation, molecular function: ubiquitin-protein transferase activity; metal ion binding. The coding region runs from base 49 to 1458 and encodes 469 amino acids. Lineage: Eukaryota; Metazoa; Mollusca; Bivalvia; Mytilida; Mytilidae. Gene Ontology annotation, biological process: protein ubiquitination. Gene Ontology annotation, cellular component: cytoplasm. The record is from RefSeq and is a predicted model, not a curated record.